AUGGAGAUGUCUGGUCGAUCCAGCAGUGGUAGCGACAGCUCUUUUGACAUUGAUGAGCUAUUGCAAUUCAGGACCAGGUGUAGAGAGCUAAGGAAGGAAAAGGAUAUUUUGAUAGAAUCUCAACCAGAAAGCUUUGAACUGAUCAGAAGACUGGAGCUGCAUGUGAGAACAUUGUCCGAAGCCCGCACAGAAGACAAGAAACGUAUCCAGGAGUUGGAAAGAGAGCUGAGUAAUUGCUUCCAAGAAAUAGAUUAUCUGCAGGAUCAACUGAACACAAGGAACACAGACAUGGAAGAUCUAGAGCAAAAGGUUGGCGGGUUAAUGGAGGUGUUGAAGAGGUCCAAUUCGGAACGUUUGUGUUUGAUGCAGGAAUUAGAGAACCAAGAACUGGAGCUGAAGAAUUCAACUUUGUGCAUAAGGAAACUAGAGGAAUCGAUUUCAUCUGUUGCAUUAGAAUACCAAUGUGAAAUAGAGAGCAUGAAGCUUGAUUUGACGGCCUUGGAGCAGAGUUGUUUUGAGGCUAAGAAAUUGGAGGAAGAAAGUGCUCAAGAAAAAGCUAGUCUGAAUGAGUUGAUUCAUGAUUUUGAAUGUAGAAUCGAGGACGCACAUAAGGUUAUUGAAUGCUUAGAUAAGGAAAAUAAAGAAUUGAGGGAGAAGCUUCAAACAUAUGAAAUGAAUGUGACCGUAUGUUGUCAAAAGGUCGCAGAGCAAUUUCAAGGAAUGCUGGGAAGCAAUGAUCCCCAGUCCUUGUCAAAUAAGUUAGAGAAAGAUACAAGAAGUGCUUGUGGCAACGUGCUGGGUCCACUACUUACAAGAUUGAAGGUUGUAGGAGCAUCUGAUGCAGAUUUGAAGGAGAAUAUGGAGAAAAUGUCACUUCAAAUGCAUGAAUAUGAACUUCUUGUGAGGCAGCUUAAGGAUGAAUUGAGUGAGGAAAAGCUAAAGGCAAAGGAAGAAGCAGAGGAUUUAGCUCAAGAAAUGGUUGAGCUAAGGUACCAAAUAACAAGUUUGCUUGAAGAAGAGUGCAAGCGUCGUGCUUUUGUUGAACAAAUAUCUCUACAGAGAAUAGCAGAGUUAGAGGCUCAGAUUGAAAAGGAACAGAGAAAAUCCUUCACAGAAAAAGACCAAAGACAAGGUGUCAUUGCUGCCAGGCAUAUCCAUGAAGCAUAA
Messenger RNA from Ilex paraguariensis (yerba mate), 1167 nucleotides. The record is from the annotation of a GenBank genome assembly. Lineage: Eukaryota; Viridiplantae; Streptophyta; Magnoliopsida; Aquifoliales; Aquifoliaceae.